UUUCCAUGUUCAGAAUGUGGGAAAUGUCUUACUCGGAAAGCACAUCUUGUUAUACACCUACAGAAAUGUCUGUUACGCAAAAUGCAAAUAGAAUCCAAAUAACACAUCUGUAUAUAUGUCACCAGGUACUAGAAUAUUAUACAUUAAACCUUGGUCCGGUCGUCUUAUUCAUCACAGGAUGUUAAGAAAAAAAAUAAGGUCACAGAAGGGCUGUUGGACAUUGAGAAGCUCACACAAGAAAGAAACAAUAUACAUGCUCAGAAUGUGGGAAAUGUUUUACUGAUUUCUGAGUUCUUUGAUGUACAAAAUGACUUGAUUUAAAAAUGGCUUCUCUUCUGUUUUCAUGUUCAGAAUGUGGGAAAUCAAGUUUUGUUCAACAUCAUAGAACUCACACAGGGGAGAAACCAUUUUCAUGCUCAGCAUGUGGAAAAAGUUUUACUUACAGAUCAAGUCUCGUUGAACAUGAAAAAUCUCACACAGUGGAGAAGCCAUCUUUAUGUUCAGAAUGUGGGAAAUGUUAUACUUGGAAACCAAACUUAUUAGUCAUCAAAGAACUCACACAAGAGAGAAACCAUUUUCAUGCUCAGAAUGUGGAAAAUGUUUUACUUGGAAAUCAGCUCUUCUUCAGCAUCAAAGAAUUAACAUAGGAGAGAAGCCAAUUCAGAGCAAUAAAUGAUGCAGAUAACACAUCUAUAUAUUCACCAUGUACAUAGGAUAUCUGACAUUUAUACAUAUAUCAUAUACUGCAUCUCCAAACUUGUU
Messenger RNA from Hyla sarda, 762 nucleotides. Its product is annotated as gastrula zinc finger protein XlCGF67.1-like. Bases 324 to 647 code for a protein of 107 amino acids. Gene Ontology annotation, molecular function: DNA-binding transcription factor activity, RNA polymerase II-specific; RNA polymerase II cis-regulatory region sequence-specific DNA binding. Gene Ontology annotation, biological process: regulation of transcription by RNA polymerase II. The record is from RefSeq and is a predicted model, not a curated record. The transcript has a single exon. Lineage: Eukaryota; Metazoa; Chordata; Amphibia; Anura; Hylidae.